Messenger RNA from Talaromyces marneffei, 528 nucleotides. RefSeq lists its product as uncharacterized. The transcript has 2 exons. The coding region runs from base 1 to 528 and encodes 175 amino acids. Lineage: Eukaryota; Fungi; Ascomycota; Eurotiomycetes; Eurotiales; Trichocomaceae. The record is from RefSeq and is a predicted model, not a curated record. Gene Ontology annotation, cellular component: membrane.
AUGGCCGUGAACGUAGCGGUGAAUAAAAGGCUCGAUUAUGCCCUGCGAGCGCUGCAGCUCAUCUUCGCCAUCAUAGUCAUGGGAUCGGACGGCCACGCUAUCCGCGAGUUUCACGGCCACACUGUCUACGAACACUUUCAGUUCGGCAACUACUAUGAUUAUGUCGGCGUCCCUGAUGCGUGGAGCUUCUUGUUGUUCUGCGCUGUUUGGACACUUCUGAUUGUCAUCUUCCACCUCAUUGCUGGAAUCUACUUCGCGGAUCGUGCGUUGAUUGGCUACAUUCGUGUCGGUGUUGAGGCUGUGGCUGUUCUCUCAUGGCUGGCUGGUUUCAUUGCUGUGGCUAUUCAAAUUCCGACAGGCACAUGUUCGGAAGAAAAGAAUUCAUGUGCGCUGCUCAAAGCGGCGACAGUCUUCGGGGCGUGUGAAUGGCUACUAUUCAUGUUUACUGCAACCCAGACUUUCAAGCUUGUCUUCAACAGCACUCGCAAGCCGAAGACCUCUCCGACCAGACCGGCUGCAGAUGUUUGA